Messenger RNA from Saccharomyces paradoxus, 1215 nucleotides. It is a transcript of the gene KTR3, whose product is annotated as mannosyltransferase KTR3. Gene Ontology annotation, molecular function: alpha-1,2-mannosyltransferase activity. Lineage: Eukaryota; Fungi; Ascomycota; Saccharomycetes; Saccharomycetales; Saccharomycetaceae. Gene Ontology annotation, cellular component: Golgi apparatus; membrane. Bases 1 to 1215 code for a protein of 404 amino acids. Gene Ontology annotation, biological process: protein N-linked glycosylation; cell wall mannoprotein biosynthetic process; protein O-linked glycosylation. The transcript has a single exon. The record is from RefSeq and is a predicted model, not a curated record.
AUGCCUGUGCACCACAAGAAGAAGCUAAUGCCCAAAUCGGCAUUGCUGAUUAGAAAAUACCAGAAGGGGAUCAGAGCAUCUUUCAUCGGGCUCAUUGUAGUGUUGUCCGUAUUAUUUUUCAUGAGUGGCUCAAAGUCCUCAGAAGUAACACUAGCUCAAAGUCCCAGUGUCAGUCAUGUAGCCCGUAAGGAUUACUUGAUGCCGUUUACUGACAAGUCACAGGGCGUAAUCCAUCCUGUGGACGAUGGCAAGAAAGAAAAGGCUGUUAUGGUCACAUUGGCCAGAAAUUCUGAUUUAUGGAACUUAGUAAAAUCCAUUAGACACGUUGAAGACAGAUUUAAUAAUAGAUACCAUUACGAUUGGGUGUUUUUGAAUGACGAACCCUUUAGCGAUGAAUUUAAACGUGUUACCAGUGCAUUGGUUUCAGGAAAGACAAAGUAUGGCACAAUCCCGAAGGACCACUGGUCCAUUCCAUCUUGGAUCAAUACUAAGAAAUUUGAUGAGAAAAGACUUGAAAUGGGCAAAUUGGAUAUUCCGUAUGGUGCUUCUGUGCCUUACCGUCACAUGUGCCGUUUCCAGUCAGGGUUUAUAUGGAGACACCAAUUACUGGAAGAGUACGAAUGGUUUUGGAGAGUGGAUACCGAUAUCACUCUAUUCUGUGAUAUUCAGUAUGACAUAUUCAAGUUUUUAAAAGUAAAUAACAAAAAGUACGGAUUCAUUCUUUCCGUAAGUGAGUAUGAACGUACAAUUCCAACCUUGUGGGAAACGACAAAGAAGUUUGUGAAAAAAAAUCCUAAAUUCUUAAACAAGAAUAACCUCAUGAAGUUUAUUUCUAAUGACGAUGGUGAGACAUACAAUAUGUGUCAUUUCUGGACGAACUUCGAAAUCGGAUCUUUAGACUUCUUCAGAUCCGAUGCAUACAAAGAAUACUUUGAUUACUUAGACAAGUCUGGUGGAUUCUUCUACGAAAGAUGGGGUGAUGCGCCAGUGCACUCCAUCGCUGCUUCUUUGUUUUUGGACAAGUCAGAAAUCCAUUUCUUUGAUGGUCUUGGAUUUCACCAUCCAGAUUUCACAUCUUGUCCCAUUGAACAGGAUAUUAGACUACAAAACAAGUGUACCUGCGAGCCUGGCAAGGACGUCACCUGGUCUCCCAGCUACUUCUGCACUAGAAAGUACUUUUCGGCGGGAAACUACAAGCUCCCACCUGGAAUUUGA